CCACCAUCUCCCGACGCCCAAGCACAGCAGCCUCCAGCAUGCCGUCGUCGUCGUACGACCCCAAGGAGAUGCGCUUCCGCAACCUCGGGCCCUCGGGCCUGCGCGUCAGCCUCUUCAGCCUCGGCGGCUGGCUCACGUUUGGCGGCAGCGUCGACGACGCCGCCACGCGCGACAUCAUGCGCGCCGCCUACGAGGGCGGCAUCAACACCUUCGACACGGCCGAGGUGUACGCCGACGGCGAGUGCGAAAAGUCGAUGGGCAAAGCGAUCCGCGAGCUGGGCUGGGAGCGCAGCGACCUCGUGCUCAUCACAAAGGUCUUCUACGGCGUGCGCGGCAGCGCGCCGCAGGACCCCAACGCCACGGGCCUCAGCCGCAAGCACAUCAUCGAGGGCACCAACGCCAGCCUGCGCCGCGCCGGCCUCGAGUACUGGGACGUCGUCAUGGCGCACAGCCCCGACGUGACGGUGCCGAUGGUCGAGGUCGUCAAGGCCUUCAACCAUCUCAUCACGACGGGCAAAUGCUUCUACUGGGGCUGCUCGGCCUGGUCGGCAGAGCAGAUCAGCGAGGCGUACGGCAUCGCCGAGCGCCUCGGCCUCGACCCGCCGCUGGCGGACCAGUCGCAGUACUCGGCGCUGCACCGCGAGCCCGUGGAGAAGGACUACCUGCCGCUGUACCGCAAGCAUGGACUCGGCCUCACGAUCUGGUCACCCUUGGCUUGGGGGCUGCUCUCGGGCAAGUACAACGACGGCAUCCCCAAGGGCAGCCGCUUCGACCUCAACGCCGGCGGCACUUUUUCCGGCGCCAUUGCGUCGCUGCAGUCGCCCGAGGGCCAGGCGAAGCUGGAGCGCGUGCGCCGCCUCGCCGCCAUCGCCGAGCAGCUCGGCUGCUCGACGGCCGUGCUGGCGCUGGCGUGGGCGGCCAAGAAUCCGCACGUCUCGACGGUGAUCCUCGGCGCGUCGAAGGUGGAGCAGGUCCGAGAGAACCUGCAGGCGCUGCACGUCCUCGACAAGCUCACGCCCGACGUGCUGCAGCAGAUCGAGGCGGCGCUCGACAACAAGCCCGCGCCGCUGCCCACGUUCGGCCGUGAGUGAGCGGGAGCAAUGCAGCAGAUCAAAGCGCG
Molecule: messenger RNA, 1120 nt
Organism: Tilletiopsis washingtonensis
Lineage: Eukaryota; Fungi; Basidiomycota; Exobasidiomycetes; Entylomatales
Product: putative potassium channel beta subunit protein
Exons: 3
Coding region: 39-1091 (350 amino acids)
Source: RefSeq, a predicted model, not a curated record